AUGGUUUGUGCAAUGGAACAGCAGCAGCAGCAACAGCAGCAGCAGCAGCAACAGCAGCUACAGCAACAGUUGCCACAACAGCAACAGCAGCACAGCACAACAAUUGUGCUGCUGACAGCCGGCAACAGCAAUGUGCACAUUGUCAGUGCACCGCAGCAACAUCAGCAGCAGCAGCACCAGCAGCAACAGCAAAUCAAAAGCCAACAGCUGAAGCAGCAGCACUCGGCAUUGGUCAAGCUGCUGGAGUCAGCGCCGCUCAGCAAACAACAACAGCAGCAGCAGCAGCAGCAGCAACACCAGCCCAGACAAAUAGUUUACCUGCAACAGCAACAGCAACGCAAAAGACUGAAAAACGAAGAGCAACAACUGCAACAACAGCAACAACAAACACCUGCAACAUUAGUAAAGACAACCACCAACCAGACAACAACAAGAAACACAACAAAUAGUAUUAGUCAGCAGCAGCAGCAGAUUGUAUUGUUGCUGCAACAGCCAACAGCAACAGUCGCAGCAACAGCAGCGGCAACAGCACCAGCAACUGUGACAGCAGCAACACCAAAGCCAUGCGCCGAUCUCAGCGCCAAAAAUGACAGCGAAUCGGGCAUUGAUGAGGACUGUGCGAACAGCGACGACGAUAUGCCACCCAAGGCCAAUGUUGGCGGCGGACCAGCAACAGUUGCUGCCGUCGACUAUGAGCAAUAUCAGUGCCCCUGGAAGAAAAUACGCUAUGCGCGCGAGCUCAAGCAGCGUGAGCUGGAGCAGACGACAUUGGCGCGGCAGCAACACGAAGACAAAACAAUCACAGCGGCAGCAGCAGCAGCAGCAACAACAGCGGCAACUGCAACAGCAGCAGCAACUGCAACAAGACCCACCAGCAACAAGCUCAAUCUACUGCAUUGUGAUAGUCCUUUUUCCGCGCAAACACACAAAGAAAUUGCCAAUUUGUUGAUGCAACAAACUCAGCAGCAACAGCAACAGCAGCCCCAGCAACAACACCAGCAGCAACACCAGCAACAACAACAGCAGCAGCAACAGCGACGCGAUAGCUCGGACAGCAACUGCUCGCUGCUGAGCAACUCGAGCACCCAGUCACUGACAAAUGGCAUUGGCAAUUGUUGCACGUGCAACAGCAACAGCAGCAGCAGCAGCGACGACGAUCAGCAACACAAACAGCUCGAGGACAUGGAUGCCCAGGACUCGGGCUGCGAUGAUGAGCUAUGCGAGCAGCAUCACCAGCGCCUCGAAGCCUCACAGCUCAAUUAUUUGUGUCAAAAGUUUGACGAGAAGCUGGACACGGCAUUAAGCAACAGCAACAACAACAACAACAGCAACAGCAACAGCAACAACAGCAACAACAACACAGGUGGUUUCUUCCGACGCUCCAUACAGCAAAAGAUCCAAUAUCGCCCAUGCACCAAGAAUCAACAGUGCAGCAUUUUGCGUAUCAAUCGCAAUCGCUGUCAAUAUUGUCGCCUGAAAAAGUGCAUUGCCGUUGGCAUGAGUCGUGAUGCUGUGCGCUUUGGUCGCGUGCCCAAGCGAGAGAAGGCGCGCAUUUUGGCCGCGAUGCAGCAGAGCACACAGAAUCGCGGCCAACAGCGCGCCCUGGCCACCGAAUUGGACGAUCAGCCACGCCUAUUGGCCGCCGUGCUGCGCGCCCAUCUGGAGACAUGCGAGUUCACCAAGGAGAAGGUCUCGGCGAUGCGACAGCGCGCCAGAGACUGCCCAUCGUACUCAAUGCCAACCUUGCUGGCCUGUCCGCUCAAUCCCGCGCCCGAACUGCAGUCCGAGCAGGAGUUCUCGCAGCGCUUCGCGCAUGUCAUACGCGGGGUCAUCGACUUUGCGGGCAUGAUACCCGGCUUCCAGUUGCUCACCCAGGACGACAAGUUCACGCUGCUGAAGGCGGGCCUCUUCGACGCGCUGUUCGUGCGGCUAAUUUGCAUGUUCGACUCGUCGAUCAACUCGAUCAUCUGCCUGAACGGGCAGGUGAUGCGCCGCGAUGCCAUCCAGAACGGAGCGAAUGCCCGCUUCCUGGUGGACUCGACGUUCAACUUUGCGGAGCGCAUGAACUCGAUGAAUCUGACAGACGCCGAGAUCGGACUCUUCUGCGCCAUUGUGCUGAUCACGCCGGAUCGUCCCGGUCUGCGCAACCUGGAGCUCAUCGAGAAGAUGUACAGCCGCCUGAAGGGCUGUCUGCAGUGCAUUGUCUCCCAGAACCGACCCGAUCAGCCCGACUUUCUGGCCAAGCUGCUCGACACAAUGCCCGAUCUGCGCACUCUCAGCACCCUGCACACCGAGAAGCUUGUCGUGUUCCGCACCGAGCACAAGGAGCUGCUGCGCCAGCAGAUGUGGAGCAUGGAGGACGGCGAUGCGGCCAGCAAGAGCCCUGCCGCCAGCUGGGACGCCAUGGACGUCGAGGCAGCCAAGAGCCCGCUGGGCUCCGUCUCCAGCACAGAGUCGGCCGACCUUGACUACGUCACACCCAGCAGCACCCAGCUACAGCAGCAGCAGCCGCAGCAACAGCAGCAACAGGCCGCCACAACGCCCCAGUCCCAUCAUAGUGCGCCCUCGGCGCUGGCCAGCUCGGCGCCCCUGCUCGCCGCAACGCUCUCCGGCGGCUGUCCGCUGCGCAAUCGCGCCAAUUCCGGCUCUAGCGGGGACUCUGGUGCUGCCGACCUGGACAUUGUUGGCUCGCAUGCGCAUCUCACCCAGAACGGUCUGACAAUCACGCCCAUUGUCCGCCACCAGCAACAGCCCCAGCCCCAGCAGCAACAACAGCAGCAGCAGCAGGUGAAUCACCAUCAGCAGCAUCCGCAGCUGCACCAUCACCUGACCUCGGGCGCCACACGUUACCGCAAGCUGGACUCGCCCACAGACUCGGGCAUUGAGUCGGGCAACGAGAAGAACGAGUGCAAGGCGGUCAGCUCCGGCGGCAGCAGCUCCUGCUCCAGUCCGCGCUCCAGCGUCGACGAUGCCCUCGACUGCAGCGAUGCCGCCCAGGCGGCCACAGCGGCGGGCGUUGCCCAGCUGAGCGUCUCCGUGUCGCCCGUGCGCUCGCCCCAGCCCUCGAGCAGCGCCAACCUGAAGCGCCAGAUAGUCGAGGACAUGCCGGUGCUGAAGCGCGUGCUCCAGGCGCCGCCGCUCUACGAUACCAACUCUCUGAUGGACGAGGCCUACAAGCCGCACAAAAAGUUCCGGGCGCUGCGUCAUCGUGAGUUCGAGACCGCCGAGGCCGAUGCCAGCAGCUCGACCAGCAUGCCGGCGCACAGUCCGCGCCAGAGCCCCACGCCCCACUCCGCCCACAUCAGUGUGGUGCAGACGCCCCCACCAGCCGGCGCAGGAGCAGCAACAGCAGCAUCUGCAGCGGCGGCCAACAGCCAACUGCACAUGCAUCUGACACGCAGCAGUCCCAGCCAGCAGCAGCAACAACAACAACAACAACAGCAGCAGCAGCUGGGCUCGAUGGCCAGCACACACUCGGUCCUGGCCAAAUCCCUGAUGGCCGAGCCGCGCAUGACGCCCGAGCAGAUGAAGCGCUCGGACAUCAUACAGAACUAUUUGAUGCGCGAGCCGGCGACAGCGGCCAGCAGCACAACGGGCGGCGGACGCAGUCCGAGCAGCCAUUGCCCCUCACCCUCGACCAGCUCCCCGCCGCCGCCGCCCCAGCAGCAGCUGCAGCAGCAGCAGGCGCGUUGGGCCACCACCAGCUGCCAGCAGCGACAGCAGUCCGUCUCGCCGCACAGCAACGGCAGCAGUUCCAGCUCCAGCUCCAGCUCCUCAUCCAGCUCAACCUCCAGCAACAGCAGCAGCAGCGGCAGCAGUUGUCAGUAUUUCCAGUCGCCGCACUCGACCAGCAGCAGCAGCAGCAAUUCGGCCUCCUCGAGCGCGGCCACGUCUACGUGCAUUGUGGCAGCGCCGCCGCGUGCCUCGCCCAUGAUCGAGCUGCAGGUGGACAUUGCCGAUCCUGCCCAGCCGCUGAAUCUGUCCAAGAAAUCGCCGACGCCGCCGCCAAGUAAGUUGCAUGCGCUUGUCGCUGCUGCCAAUGCUGUGCAGCGUUAUCCAACACUGUCCGCCGAUGUGACGGUCACCGCUGCUAGCAGUCCGGCUGUCUCUGCUGCCACGCCCAGCGGCACACCGCCCACCACCAGCAGCAGCAGCAGCAGCAGCAGCAGCACGCCCAGCGGUGUGCCGGCCGUGCACAAAGUCAUGUUGGAGGCGUAAGCGUCGCUCCGGAACUGAGCUGAUCUGAGCUGAGAGACUGAAGCGCGGGGCGUGGUCGAACUUUCCUUAACACUGCAGCAGCCACGCCCCUGCCCCCCACCCCCACCCGCAAAAGGGGCAGAGAGACCACACAAAAGAAAACGUAAUUUGAUGCGGCGCAAAAAACAACAAAUCCCACAAAAAGAAAGCCAGCAAAAAAAUAUAAAAAAAAAAACAACAAAC
This is a messenger RNA of Drosophila novamexicana, 4440 nucleotides long. It is a transcript of the gene Eip75B, whose product is annotated as ecdysone-induced protein 75B, isoforms C/D. Lineage: Eukaryota; Metazoa; Arthropoda; Insecta; Diptera; Drosophilidae. The coding region runs from base 1 to 4218 and encodes 1405 amino acids. The transcript has 4 exons. Gene Ontology annotation, biological process: negative regulation of transcription by RNA polymerase II; hormone-mediated signaling pathway; positive regulation of transcription by RNA polymerase II. Gene Ontology annotation, molecular function: nuclear receptor activity; RNA polymerase II cis-regulatory region sequence-specific DNA binding; zinc ion binding. The record is from RefSeq and is a predicted model, not a curated record.